CCAGUGAGAAGCAGAUCCUGAGCUCAAGUCAGUCGCUGUUGUGGCUGCGAGGCAGCCCAGUCGGUUAGUCAGUCAGUCCUCUCCGGUUGAACGGCGAUUCAGCCUGAGGUUAACCACAAGUAUUUUAAACUAACCGACCAACCGAUAAAACAACUACUGCCGGCGUCCCGUGAACAAACUCCGGUGCUGUACCACACCUUUACUCCUGCAGGUGCCGAAGAAGCAGCGAGUAGAAAGUACCAGAAGAACCACUAGUGGAAAGAGUUGGUGGUGAAUGUCGGCAGGAUGUCCAGCCAGUUGACCGUUUCUUUGUGAAUGGAUUAGAGGUGAGUUGUGACCAUGCGCUGCCUGGCUGCUCGGGUUAACUACAAGACCCUCAUCGUAAUCUGCGCCCUCUUCACACUCAUCACUGUGUUGCUAUGGAACCGCUGCUCCAGCGACACCUCCCUUCACUUCCUGCCCCGUGCUGCCUUUGUGGCUCCGAGUCCCAAGGUGGGGGAUGCUAGCAUCAGCAGCCAACAACACCCUCCGCAACCUCCAGAACCCCCACCUGUCGUUGGUGUCGUCAACGGGCUCAAGUAUGAAGAAAUCGACUGCUUGAUCAAUGAUGAAUCUACAGUCAAAGGCCGGCGGGAGGGUGGAGAGAUCUAUCUGCCCUUCAGUUGGAUGGAGAAAUACUUUGAGGUGUAUGGCAAAGUAGUGCAGUACGAUGGCUACGAUCGUUUCGAGUUCCAGCACAGCUACUCGAAGGUUUACGCACAGCGUGAGCCCUAUCACCCAGACGGGGUCUUCAUGUCAUUUGAGGGAUACAACGUGGAGGUCCGCGACCGUGUCAAGUGUAUAAGUGGAGUAGAAGGUGUUCCACUGUCCACUCAGUGGGGUCCUCAGGGCUACUUCUACGCCAUCCAGAUUGCCCAGUACGGCUUAAGCCACUACAGCAAAAACCUGACUGAGCGCCCACCCCACGUGGAGGUCUACGAUACAGCCGAAGAGAGAGAUAGCCGGGCCAGCACAGCGCCCUGGAGUGUGCCGAAAGGUUGCGGUCUCAGCCGUGUCCACGACAAGACCCGUGCUACCUCCGUGCGUCAGUUCAGUGCUUCAGAGUCCUCAGAAGGCGUGUCCCUGCAGCUGGGUAACUCCAAAGACUUCAUCCUCAGCUUGGACAUCAAGUUCAUCGCCAACGGCAGUGUGUCUGUGGUCCUCGAGACCACGGAGAAAGGGCCGCCCUUCACCAUCCACUACGUGACCAGCACGCAGCUCAUCGCCUUCAAAGAUCGUGAAAUCACCUACGGCAUCGGGCAGCGAACCGCUUGGAGCACUCUGACCCGCGACCUGCUCACCGACCUCAGGAAGGGCGUCGGACUGUCCAACACCAAGGCCGUGAAGGCCACAAAGAUCAUGCCCAGACGGGUGGUGCGAUUAGUCCUACACGGACGUGGCUUUGUUGACAACAUCACCAUCUCCACCACUGCCCACAUGGCCGCCUUCUUCGCCGCCAGCGACUGGCUGCUGCGCAACCAGGAUGAACGUGGCGGCUGGCCCAUCAUGGUUACGCGUAAACUGGGUGAAGGCUUCCGGCCUCUGGAGCCCGGCUGGUACUCAGCCAUGGCCCAGGGCCAGGCCAUGUCCACCCUGGUGAGAGCCUACCUCCUCACUAAGGACCAGGCUUACCUCAACGCUGCCCUCAAGGCAGUUGGACCCUACAAGGUGCCUUCAGCGCAGCACGGGGUCAAAGCUGUGUUCAUGAACAAAUACGACUGGUAUGAAGAAUACCCCACCACGCCCAGCUCCUUUGUCCUCAACGGCUUCAUCUACUCCCUGCUGGGACUCUACGAUUUGACUGAGACAGCUGGCGAGAAGCUUGGCAGGGAGGCCGGGCAGCUGUUCAGCCGUGGCAUGGAGUCACUGAAGGCUAUGCUGCCGCUCUUUGACACUGGGUCUGGGAGCAUCUAUGACCUACGCCACUUCAUGCUGGGCACUGCGCCCAACCUGGCACGCUGGGACUAUCACACCACACAUAUUAACCAGCUACAGCUGCUGGCAUCCAUAGACAACGCCCCCAUCUUCAAGGAUGUGGUGAAGCGCUGGAAAAAUUACUUAAAAGGGAUUCGUGCCAAGCACAACUAGACAAACUGUAACCCAGAUAUAGUAUAGAGCUGAGAUGAUGACUGAAAAGAGGUUGAGUAUAGUGUAUGUGUGAGAAUUGAAUGAAUGAUUUGAAUGUGAGAAGGAGGCUCAUAUCGUGCGUCCCAGUUUUGGUCGAGGUUCAUAAUCUAAAGGAUGAGUUCAGUCAGCUGCAGCUCUCAAAGUUUCUCGUGUGCUCUGUUGCAGGUUUUAUAUUUUCUGCAACAUCGAUUGUAGCUCUCCUCUCUUCUUUUUUUUCCUUGAGCUAGUGUUUGUAAUUAUGCACAGACCUAGUUUCAGAGUGUGUUUUUUUUUUGUGUUCAGGAAGAACGUGUGCGGAUGUGUUGUUUAAAAUAACAAUAUAUGAUGUUAGAGAAAGAUGAAACUGCUUGAAUAGUUUAAACAGAAUCACAUGUUUCCGACAUUCUUUGAUGCAUCCACCACAAGUCUCUUCUGCAGUUGUAUUUUUUUACCAUUUCAUCCCAGAUUUACAAAGUUUAUUGCAGCAAAUAAACUGUAAAUAACAGAAUAUAUUAUAAAUUAUUUGGAGGAGGGUGUCGGCAAAAAAACCCAAUAAUCUUAUCAAUAUAAAAUACUUCAACAUUUUGGAUUUUAUAACAGUUUUUUUUCAAAUGUCAUAGCCUUAAAAACUCUAAGAAGUUUUAUAUCAGUAUGUUAUGUUUUUUUAGUAGAUCAUGUUUAAGCUGUUAGAUGAGAGAAAAUCAUUUGGUCAUCUUUACAGAAAGGCCGAGGAGCCGAAUGCUCUACGCUUCUAAACUGGUGGAUUUCAUUUCUUUUCUGUUGUCCGUUCUCAUGAAAUACAGAUAUAUAAUAACAAAUAAUUUUAAUCAGUUGAGAUAUGUUGACACUUCAGGUAGCUUAACUCAUUUUAAAUCAUUUUUCCAUUGACAUAAAUAUAAGAAGUAUUAUACUUUACCUGUCAGGCUGCUUGAAAUCAGCUCAGAGGAACCAAACCACUAUGUUUGAUUUAAUGGUUAAACCAGUUCCACUACCAGCUAGACUACCUGGGUCCUUCCCAUAAUUCUACUGUGCUUAGCUUACACUAACUGGCCAAGGGUGCUGGCCAAGAGUGCAUUGUCAUGUGACUUGCACUGGGACCAGGUUGUGCUUCAGCUGAAGUGUUGCAGACUGCAGGUAGCAUGCUGCCACAACAUUAGUGGUCCUCAUCAGUCCUAAAACAAUCCUAAUUAAUAAUUUAGCCUGAUUAGCUGCCAGUGCUGAGGUGCUGUUAUAAAAUACUUUAAGAUGAGAUGCUUUUUGUGCAUAUGCCAUCGCAGAAGGAAUACUUAGUUCUGCAUCACUUUGAGUUCAGCUCAGUUAGUGAAACAUGUGUCUGCCACUCCGGAGAUCCUGGGUUGUGAUCUCAGCUGAGCCAAUUAGGCACCAAGCUGAUGACAAAUUAAUGUUUGCUGGAGAACAGCAGCUGAGAAAUGAGCCACUAGAUUCAUUGAUCAGGAAACACUGCCCCUCUGUUAGAGAGCAGUUGUGAUCUAGAUUGAGUCACAUAUGUUUAUCUUUUUCAUCGGUCUUGAAAUGAAUCCCCAGUGUGCGGACUUUAAAUAUGUACACACAUGUACAGUAAGCUGUCUGAUCAUAUAAUCAAUCAUUUUCAUCUGUUCAGACAAGCGACUGCACAUGUAAAAGAGUCAAUCCUGGCUGACUCACGUUUAUAAUUGAAUUAAUGUCAAUUAAUAUGCACUGUACCUGAUGGAUAAGAUGAAUACAGUAGAAAAAUCCACUAAAGUGUCACACAGAUCAGCGUAGAGCCUCUGGUGUAAUUUUAUAAAGAUUUCUUCAUCCCAUUCAUCCCAUAGUGAUAAUAAGAGAUACACACAGGGCAUAACUUUGAACUGAAACUUCCUUUAAAGCCAAACAUUAGCUUUUGGUAAAUCCUCUGACCCGUCAUCACUUAAACAUUAAAAUCUUAAUUUCUCUGGGUUUGAACACUAUUAGUUGUAGCUACAUUUUCACUCAUUCUCACGCUCCCAUCUUGACCGUUUGAGGUUGUUGUUUACUUGGAAGCUCAUCUGAAAAGGUCUUUUUCUAUUACUCAUGUUUCCAGAUGAUUAUUGCAGGAUACAAGUGUAGGUGGUGGCAGAUGCCUGUGUUGUGUAUUCGGGUAGAAAUGCAUGUGGGCAGCAGCUGCAUCUCACUAGCAUGUCAGUUUAUAACAUUUAAAUAGACAAUGCCAAGAGUACUGAAGCCCGAGGUAAAUUCUUGACAAACAUAAAGAGCCUGCCAGUCCCAGUGGGCUCUCGUUUCUCCUCUCAGCUGCCGUGGGUGCAUGAACUCGCUGUUUUUAAUCCAAGCGCUGCCCUGUUGACCGCUGUACGAGGAGAAACAGGCUCGCCAAGACACCAACAAUUCACCCGGCUAAUAGGCUGGAGAGCCUGCACGCAGUAGCUAGACGGGGAUGAGUCAGCGCUUACCGGCAUCAACACGCACACAAACAAAACAAAGUGGAGCCCUCAGCAUCAAUGAGGCUUUCAUCGAUCUACCUUAAAGAUUAUCAAUGGGAGGCAGGAGAAUCACAGGAAUCAGGCUCCUCUGAAGUGUGGAGGGCGGAUUCUCUGAGGUCAUUUUCAUAAACACUGGUGUAAUCUUUGAGGUGUAAACAUUUUCCCAGACAGUCUGCUCGCAGCUUGUCAUUGUGUGAUCUGCCAAGAAUGAAUCAAAGAAACGCCAGGAUGUAACAUCAGCUAGAAAAAAAAAAGAGAGACGGCUGAGUCGCUUUAGGUCAAAGUCCUUCAGGUACCUCUAUCUAACCUCACAGCUUCAUCUGCGACUUCUUGCAUUCAGAACUAAGUGAGAUUUCACAGCAGAGUAUCAGGGCCACUGUAAAGAAAAAAUGUAUAAUAAAGUUACAAAAAAUAAUGAUAUAUUUCUAGAAUAAAGUCUGAACAUUUCAUGAAAUAAGUCCUAAUAUUAUGAGUAAUAUUAUAAGAUUUAUGACUCUCUGGACAUGAGUCUGGACAAAAAGUCUUUUGCAAGAAAAACUGUAACUGUACGGUAAAUAAGUCAGGAAAAUGUAAUCCAGUGUACCCAGUUUAAUCAUAACAUACAGAAUUUUGUUCUCAAAGCAACCUUUUCUCGUAAUACUCUGACUUUAAAUUGAUAAAUAUAACUAUUUUCUUGAGAUAUGACCUUUUAAAAAAAUAAAGUCACGACUUUUUCUUGAAUUCACAACAUUUUUCUCAAAAUAUUUUGACUUUAUUCUCGAUUUUCUUUUCUGAAAAGUGGCCCUAAUCCUCCAUCAUAAAGGUUUAUACUGUGGAUGUUCUGUUUUAAAGGCAGAGAAGAGGUAUGAGUGUAGGUUUUGUUAAUCCCAGUAGAUCUACACUUGAUGAACCUUGAUUUCUUCAUUUCACAGUGGCAUUUUUCUUCCCAUGAACACUUGCAUAGUUCAUACUUUACAAUUUUGACAGGACAAGUAGAAAUAUGUCGUUUAAAUGGAAACUGAGCAUUCAGGAAAGGAAGUUGUGUAUGUAUGUAUGUGUGUGUGUGUAUGUGUGUAACUAUCUCCAUUUUGUUUAUACCAAAGUCAUUGAUUUGAAUUUGUAUAUUUUUGUGUGAACCGAUUUCCAUUCAGCAUUUAAUGAUUUUAAGUCUCCUUGGAGAUGUCACGAAGAGACACUGCCUUUUGAGAAAUGCUAGUUUUUCAAACGUAGGUUGAAUAGAUAAUUGCAAAAACAAGAUAUGUAAAACUUGCUUAUCGUAAAAGGGGACGUGUGCAACUAGAGAUUAGCAUUUAGUCAGCUACUGUUUUAAAGGGAAAUGAGCCAAUAGCUGCAAAUUCUCCUACAAAGUUUCUUUUUUUUUUUAAAUUUCUUUUUGAAGUGUGUGUGUUUGCAUCAUUCAUCAUUUGUUGGAAUCAUUUGCAAAUGUGUCGGAUGUUUUGCUAGAUAGACGAAAGCACAACUGCCGUUUCUGUUACAUGAUUUUGGUUUUUAUUUCUUUUGGAUGACUUUGUUUUUGUUUCAGGACAAUGUGCAACGCCUUCAUUAAGAAAGCUGCUAUUAUUGUUCACUGUGUAAUAGGUAUAAGAGUUUCUUUCUCCUCAUUUUCUCUGUCUUUCCACUAUUUGUUUUAAAGACUUCAACAUAUGACCACUGAGGUCAAAUGUGAUUUAUGCAAUAAAAUGUUUACUGGGGUUGUGUCACCACAGGAGACCCAGAGUGGUUGUACAGACUUUGCAAUCCAAGCACAAUGUGCAAACGCUACCAUUUUUUAGUCUAAGGAAGAGAGGUGUUUAUAUACAGAGUAAAUCUUUGUGCUUUAAAACUUGCUUUUUAAAGGUGUAAAAAAAAAUUAAAAAUAAUUUUUCUUAAA
Molecule: messenger RNA, 6474 nt
Organism: Thunnus maccoyii (southern bluefin tuna)
Lineage: Eukaryota; Metazoa; Chordata; Actinopteri; Scombriformes; Scombridae
Gene: glceb
Product: glucuronic acid epimerase b
Exons: 6
Coding region: 340-2127 (595 amino acids)
Biological process (GO): heparan sulfate proteoglycan biosynthetic process
Cellular component (GO): Golgi apparatus
Molecular function (GO): heparosan-N-sulfate-glucuronate 5-epimerase activity
Source: RefSeq, a predicted model, not a curated record